Rana temporaria (common frog) is the source of this 1995-nucleotide messenger RNA. It is a transcript of the gene TMEM98, whose product is annotated as transmembrane protein 98. The record is from RefSeq and is a predicted model, not a curated record. The transcript is spliced from 7 exons. Gene Ontology annotation, cellular component: endoplasmic reticulum. Bases 160 to 840 code for a protein of 226 amino acids. NCBI's taxonomy places the organism in Eukaryota, Metazoa, Chordata, Amphibia, Anura, Ranidae.
AAUGAUUCAAAAGGAAGACAAACGUAGGCAAGGAAUGUUUACCCUCUUAUGUAUCAGUGUGAGGCCUACACGGAAGUCAUCUAGACAGCGAACCUCCGUGUCUAAAUCUUGAUGAUUUAAUCUCACUCCAUGUAACACGCCUGGUGACCAAGUGAAGAAAUGGAGACUGUGGUCAUUGUGGCCAUUGGUGUCCUAGCCACUAUUUUCCUGGCUUCCUUUGUGGCUCUGGUUGUGGUAUGUCGACAACGAUAUUGCCGGACCAAGAAUCUUCUGACACACUACAACAACAAGCCAACCGUGGAUUUAAUUGGAGCAAUGGAAACCCAGUCAGAGCCAUCCGAACUAGAACUGGAUGAUGUUGUCAUCACAAACCCCCAGAUUGAAGCAAUUCUGGAAGACGAAGACUGGAUUGAAGAUGCCUCCGGUCUUGUGUCACACUGCAUUUCAAUUCUAAAGAUUUGCCACACCCUGACAGAAAGACUGGUGGCUAUGACAAUGGGAUCUGGAGCGAAAAUGAAAUCUUCAUCCAGUCUUAGCGAAAUUAUUAUUGUUGCCAAGAGGAUCAGCCCACGAGUCGAUGAUGUGGUCCGAUCUAUGUACCCUCCUCUAGACCCAAAAUUGCUUGAUGCAAGAACCACUGCUCUUCUCUUGUCUGUCAGCCAUCUUGUAUUGGUGACCAAAAAUGCAUGCCACUUAUCAGUUGGGCUGGACUGGAUAGACCAAUCAUUGUCAGCUGCAGAGGAGCACAUGCAAGUUCUUCGAGAAGCCGCUAUGGCCACAGAACCAGAAAGAAUCAUCCCAGGAACAGAAAACUUCCUGCAAGAACAGUCAACAAUAUAACACUUACGAUUAUACUCAUGCUGACAGCAGAUAGAACCAAGCGCACACAGAUACCUGUAUUUGAGAAUUAUUUUUUUUUUACUCAUUAUAAUUUUGUUUACCUAUGGGACUUGUACCAAAUUUUUCUGGUCAGUGUCUAUGCUAAUGCCACAUAGUAAACGUUUUUGUUGUUGUACUCUACCUAGGCUUUGGGUCACAUUUCUGGAUGAUGGAGUUAUAUUUCUCAAAUCCAGUCACCAGAGAAUAUUGAUUAUGAUUAUAAUACAACCAAAAAGUAUAACAAAGGUUUUGCAUAGAGUGUGAAAGGUGUACAACCUCUGGAAAUUCUAAUGUUAUAUUGGGAAGAUUACACUUCAUUUUUUUCUCCCGAUGACACAGCAGUAACAGAGUUGCUCAUAAGAACAAAAACCAUGAGAGGGUUCUGACACUUCUUCUCUCUACUAAUGUGAUAGAGUUGCUGUCACCCUACCUUAUUUUGUGCUACCCAUUCCUGUCCAGGUGUCUCAAUAGUAAAGUGCAUCGGCCCAAAUGGGACAUAGAGGUUUCAACCCUUCUUCGUUCUCAUCAAAAGUUCUAAAUUAAGAUCUUUUAAAUUUAGAUUUUAAAAUGGAGAUUAAGGUGAACUGUAUGGGGAUACAAAACAACCAGGAUGGGUAGACAGGAUAAGCUGUUAGCACUUACUAUAAUAGUCUUCUCCCUUGUACCACCCCAAGAAUUCCACAAAAGAAUACGCCAACAACUUUGAUGGUGAUUGUUAGAGUAAACUAAGUACUGGGGGCUUCUGACCCUUUACAUUGCAUUAUGUGAUUGCAAUAUUGCAUAAUUUUCCCCACUACCACAAAAUGGAGUUAGUCAGCUGCUCCAAGAAGCAGCACCACACAGCUGCCUGGCUGUACCACUUAUCUUAAAAGAUAUCUAAUGUUGUUCACCCCACCAGAACCUGUUUGACUUAAAGCCAAACUCCGGGUUCAUUUAUAAAAUUCAGGGUUGUCACUUGGCCAGAAGACUGAGCCCCCAGGACAGCAACCCAUACUCACAAGGACCCCUGGUUGUUCCAAGACCAGCUUGGUAAACACUACUAGCCAGAUUCAGGUAGACGUGCCUAACUUUAGGCAGGCGUUGCGUAUCUCAUAUAUGCUACGCCGCCGUAAGUUA